AUGCCUUUCGGAAUCUUGGAGUGCAAUCGCAUGGAGAUUGUGCCUGGAACGGCCAUUCUUCGAGACCAGAACGACAUUCCAGAUGAACUUGCCGCUGUUCCAGCAGAUGCCCUGAAGCAUGGCACGGGGCGCUUCUCGCACAUUGUGCUUGUACCGCAGCCAAGUGAUUCGCCAAAUGAUCCGCUGAACUGGCCCACAUGGAAGAAAGAUGUCAUCCUGUUCAUUGUCGGCAUGAAUGCGGCCAUUGUUGGAGCAUACGGGCCCAUGCUCGGCCCUGGAUUCGUGACCAUCUCUAAACAACUUGGCAUCACAGUCGAGGUCCUGGCCCAAGCCACAGCCUGGCUGAUUUUGGUACUCGGACUAUGUGUCUUCAUCUUCAAUCCGGUAGCUAAGAUCUACGGAAAGAGACCCGUCUAUAUACUAUGCAGUAUCAUACUGGUCAUUGUAAGCAUCUGGGGUGCUGUGGCCGACAAUUACAGGAGUUUCCUAGGCAGCAGAUGCUUGGGUGCUCUUGGUAUGGCGCCCUACGAAGUCCUUGUGCAAGCCACAAUCAGUGACCUGUACUUCGUCCACGAGCGUGCUACUCGCAUCGCCGCCUGGAAUCUAUUUCUUCUCUGCGGUAUAGCCGGAGCUGGUCUUGUCUCAGGCUACAUCAUCGAAGACUUAGGCUACAAAUGGACCUUCGGUUUCUGCGCCAUCUUCUUCUUUGUCUUCGGCAUUGGUGUCCUCUUCUAUGUACCCGAGACCGCAUACAUACGCCCCAAUAUCGUGGCCGACAUGGUGGAGCAAGCGCACGGUAAAGGCGCCGACGAAAAGGCCGUCCAUAUCGAAUCUCGCCAAGUCGAGCACACACCAAGCCGUUCCGUUCUCACCGGCAACGGCAGCGACCCAAAUGCUGCAACAGAGUCGAAAAUGUCCUACUGGAAAUCCCUUCGCUUCUACACCGGCCGCUAUUCCGACGCAGAAAUCUGGAAAAUCUUCACACGUCCCAUAGUCAUGUUCUGGUACCCAUGCGUACUCUGGGGAUUCCUCGUCUACGGCACAACAUUAACCUGGAUCGUCGUCUUCAGCGUCGUCAACGGCGUAAUCUUCGUCGCCCCACCCUACAACUUCUCCGUAUCGCAAACCGGCCUCAUUUCCCUCUCGCCAUUCAUUCUGUGCAUCAUCGGCGAAUCGAUCAGCGGACCUUUGAACGACUGGAUCUGUCUCCGUCUCGCAAAAGCAAACCGCGGUAUUUACGAGCCAGAAUUUCGACUCGUGCUCAUGCUCGUCGUGGUCGUAUUGGGAACAGUAGGAUUCUUCGGUUUCGGCGCAAGUGUACACUACGAAACGCACUGGUCCGGUCCCGUGCUUACCUUUGGCUUCGCUAACAUGGCCCUCGCAUUCGCCAGUACCUGCGUCUUUGGCUACGUUCUCGACUGCUACCCUCGCCUCGCAGAAGAAGCCUUCGUAGCAAUCAACACGCGAAACCUGUUGACCUUCGGACUAACAUAUUUCGUAAAUUCCUGGCUCGCAAAAUCCGGACCUUUGGUUGUCUUCAAUAUCUUGGGAGCUUGUUUCCUAGCUGUUUGUGCUUUGACUAUACCGCUUUGGGUUUUCGGGAAGAAGAUUAGGUCUUGGGUUGGACGGAACCAGUUUUUGAAUGAGUUUAUGACGGAUCAAUGA
Molecule: messenger RNA, 1665 nt
Organism: Pseudocercospora fijiensis CIRAD86
Lineage: Eukaryota; Fungi; Ascomycota; Dothideomycetes; Mycosphaerellales; Mycosphaerellaceae
Exons: 4
Coding region: 1-1665 (554 amino acids)
Biological process (GO): transmembrane transport
Molecular function (GO): transmembrane transporter activity
Source: RefSeq, a predicted model, not a curated record